AUGGAACAAAGUGACCUGGAACGCCAAUAUGUAUUCAAGCCUAUUCCUCUUCAUAUUAAACACACAAUCAGCGUAUCGAUGAUUCUCUUCGCAUUCCUUUCCUUAAUGGGAAAUAGCCUCGUGGUGUACUCCAUCAGACCCCCGAAAACUCCCAACUCCAGAGCCUUUAGAAGAACCUCGACUAAAUUAUUCGUACGCUGCCUGGCUACAUCGGACAUUCUCAGCGCUCUCAUCACAUGUCCUGUUCUUGUUAUCGAGAUCUACGUACCGAUAACCCCGAGCUCUUGGGCAUGCCACCUGGUCAGGUACAUUGCGCUUUUUCUCACCGUUAUUACAAUGAUGAAUAUCUUCGCUAUAGGAAUUGAACGGUACUUUGCUAUUUUUCGCCCUCUUUCCCCACCAUCCAACAAAACCACCAAGAUGCUUAUUGCCGGAGCGUGGAUCAUUGGGAUGGUGAUGACGGCGCUAAUAAACAUCAACAUAAGGAGAAGAAGGUAUUUUAUUGACGAGGACAAGUACACCCUUUUCUGCUCCUACGACAACUCAACGCCUACCAGUAGAAUAAUCAACAUCGUGUUCGUUCUCCUUGUGUAUUACUUCCCCUGCAUCAUUCUGACAGUACUCUGUAUCAGAAUCCUAAGGUUUCUAAAACAUCGAAGACGAACAGGCCCUGCUCAAAUGGCUGGCGAUAUCAACAACUCGCGAAGAUUCAAAGGUAGUUACAUGCUAGUGUCCCUCAUCUUCGCCUUCAUCCUCCCGUACCUUGCCUACGUGGUCUACCUCACCGUAAUGAUGAUUCUCAAGCCUCCAGUCAGUUACGUCACGGAUUUCACUGUCAGAUAUGCAACUGCAGUCGCAGGCUAUUCAAACGGUGUGUUGAAUCCUGUCAUCUACCUUAUUUUCAUGAAAGAUGCUCGUGCGCGUUUGAAGGGUCUGUUUACGAGAAGGCAACGGGUGGGACGACAUCAUGUCGCAAAGGAGAGGCUUCAACAAACUUGGAGCAAGACAGGAGAAAUUUCAGCCCCGAUCCAAGGGUUAGAAGCGGCUACUAGUCGAAGCAGAUCUAUCACACCUGGAAAAGAAUUUUGUCUAGAAGAAGAAAAAGGUUGUACACCUAAUUUGAAUCCCGGAACGCAUUCAGCUGAACUCGAAAGUCACUAUUUGACUACAAAACUUUGA
Molecule: messenger RNA, 1179 nt
Organism: Nematostella vectensis (starlet sea anemone)
Lineage: Eukaryota; Metazoa; Cnidaria; Anthozoa; Actiniaria; Edwardsiidae
Product: pyroglutamylated RF-amide peptide receptor
Exons: 1
Coding region: 1-1179 (392 amino acids)
Biological process (GO): G protein-coupled receptor signaling pathway
Cellular component (GO): membrane
Molecular function (GO): peptide binding; G protein-coupled receptor activity
Source: RefSeq, a predicted model, not a curated record